This is a messenger RNA of Ceraceosorus guamensis, 969 nucleotides long. RefSeq lists its product as hypothetical. The transcript has a single exon. Bases 259 to 819 code for a protein of 186 amino acids. NCBI's taxonomy places the organism in Eukaryota, Fungi, Basidiomycota, Exobasidiomycetes, Ceraceosorales, Ceraceosoraceae. The record is from RefSeq and is a predicted model, not a curated record.
GAAAUGACGUACUCACACAUGAUGAGCAACCAGAAGAGGCUCGCAAUGGGGAGGUGCUCGCUGAUUACGAAUAGGUCGCGAGCCAAGAAUCUCCCCACCAAGUCCCAAGUAAUCUAUCGGGAGCUGGGAAUCCCGAUUCGUGAUUGCGAAUUAUUUCUCCCCCCCCCAACACCCGGCGCGCCGUCGCGUGAGCCGCCGCGUGAUCUCCGUUCCGCCAAGUUUCGAAUGUGCGAGGGGGGGCGCUGAUGAUCUCCCCCGAUGCCUAUCCGAUUCGAUCGAUGUUUAUGGGGGGCUCUGCUGACUGUUGCUGAUUCCUCCGGUAGACCGCGCUACGUGUUGACAGCGCUCGAAAUCUCGUCGGAUCGAUGCGCCCGCGAGCGCACUUGUGGGGGAAACUUCGUGAACCCUAGCUUGCACCCCCUUUUUGUUAUGAAUGCCCCCCCCUUUCUUUCUUGCCUUUUCCCCAGCUUUGUCGAACUUGCCUCGUUGUCUUCCUGUAAAGUUGCCAGCUUGCCUUACCCCGACUCGAUGCUCUGGGAGAAAGUGCAAGGAGCGAGGACUCGUCGAGAACAAAGACGUCGUUGGAAAGUUGUAGACGAUCGUGCGGCGUGCCCACGCAAAAAGGAGGGUGCGAACACGAGAGGAGAGGAGAGGAGAGGAGACGAGGGUGCAGAAUACAAGGUCGCAGUCGACAGUGCGAGGUGCAGUCGUGAGUUGCGAGGUGCGCGGCAAAUCGAUGGUUCGACGUGUGUGUUCGAUGAAGCGUCAAGUGUGAUGAGCCCAAAACGGCUGGCUAAGUCGACAAAGUCUUGGUCCUGAAGUUCCCUCGAAGUGCCGAGACGAGGGUGUGUGUGUGUGUGUGUGUGUGUGUGUGUGUGUGUGUGUGUGUGUGUGUGUGUGUGUGUGCUGAUUUGCGGGAGGGGACCGACCCCGUUGGCGCGCGCGCGCCUUCACUUGACUCACACUGAG